ACAUAAACUUGUAACACGGUGGAGGAUAGGUGUACCACCAAUUAAUCGUGCACAACCUGAUAGGAGUUCUGGUGUAGCGUUCAGAGGGAGGUCUUAUCGCGUGGGUGGAUGAAGAUGCUGCUACUAAAAAUAUUUGCUUUGGUACAAACUAGUAGAUUACAUGACUGCAGACAUGAAGCUGUCUAUGAUAUGCGCAACAGCAGAUGAAAGUACAGCUACCUUCACCCAGCCACCCCUGCCAAAAGAAAAUGUUUUGAUGUAGAUUUUCUUCGUCUAGUGCAUAGAAGUUCUGCAAAUGGAUUACUGAUAAUAGUACAAUAUGCCAAUUUGUUGAUGAUUAAAGCUGUGUGAUUAUUCCUUAUUUCCAGUGCUACUCAUGGGAAAUCCAGAUUGUUUAUGUUGGCUGCCUUACAUCUCUUUAAGGGUUAAGUUGCAUGACCCUGUGGAACAUCUAUCCCCUCUUCCUAAUUGGAAAAUGUCACAAACUUCAUUAGGGUGAAUAUCAUCUUUUUUUUUCCAGCAUUUCUUGAAAUGUACUGACGGGCAAUGGUAAGCUAUUUGGUAAAACUAA
Molecule: messenger RNA, 571 nt
Organism: Nicotiana tabacum (common tobacco)
Lineage: Eukaryota; Viridiplantae; Streptophyta; Magnoliopsida; Solanales; Solanaceae
Source: RefSeq, a predicted model, not a curated record